Molecule: messenger RNA, 1131 nt
Organism: Hippocampus comes (tiger tail seahorse)
Lineage: Eukaryota; Metazoa; Chordata; Actinopteri; Syngnathiformes; Syngnathidae
Gene: tcap
Product: titin-cap (telethonin)
Exons: 2
Coding region: 73-612 (179 amino acids)
Biological process (GO): skeletal muscle contraction; sarcomerogenesis; cardiac myofibril assembly
Cellular component (GO): Z disc
Molecular function (GO): titin binding; protein-macromolecule adaptor activity; titin Z domain binding
Source: RefSeq, a predicted model, not a curated record
AGAAGUCCAGCUGGAGUAUCGCCACGCUUGCUUUUAAAAUCCAUCACAGUUGAUCUGAGACUCAGGAAGAAGAUGCCGGUGUGUACCAUCGUGGAGAAAUGUAACGGCUUGGUGGCGGGAGCUGAGCUGGCAUGCAGCGUCCGGGAAGAGAAUAAGGCGCAGAGGGAGAGCUACUGGGCUGACUGGAAGAGCAUCAGCCUCAAGACUCAACCUGAAGAACGGAAGACGAUGAACAUGAACGACGACUCUCGCAAGGAGACCCUCAGCCGGCAGUGGAAGUCCUCCCCCUUAACCCAGUUUUGCCCGUCCGGCGUCCUCCGCGUGGGCACCGUGGAGCGCGGCGUGAGGGAGCACCAGCUGCUGCCCAAGCGACACACCCUGCCAUUGCCCAUCUUCACACCCGCCGAGCUCGGCGUCCGGCUGGGCCGCGGCGCCCCGCAUACCCCCGAGGACUUGCGGUCCUUCCCCUUGGCAGACGGCGCCUGCCCGACCAAGAGGAGCGUGACCGAGAUCACGCGGGACCUGCCGCCCGUCAAGCCCACACUCAUGGAGUUCUCCAAGGCGCCCAAAGCCUUUGGGCGCUCCAUGUCCCAGGAGGCCCAGAGAGGGUGAAGCAAAUAUGGACGACGGGGUGGAUGAUGAACGUGCAUGCACUUGCGGCAUCCUAAACUGACUGUUUGUUUCUGAUUUGUAGCACUGGCUAUUGAGGCCAGUACAGCAAACAAAGACUUGAUAGUGCUUUAACUGGGAUAGAGGGAUGUAAUCAUAAGUAUGGACUGCACUUUACUAACCGGAAGGAAGCGUCAAAUCAAACACUAAUUUUACACUGAAAACAUUUCAAGGCACAUCUCACACACAGACACAUCCAAAAAAAUUUCAGUCCAAUUAGACACAGCUUAAUUCUGACUGGGACGGAAAAGCUUUGGAAGGGAAAAAUCAAGUGUGAGAAGGACGCAAGAGCAAGUGGUUCUGGAAACACUUGUGCAUGACAUAGUGUACAUAGGAACGUUAUUUGUGUGUCUUCUGUGUUUGUCCUUUCACUCGGUGGAUGCUCUUUAUAGAUGAGCUGAGAGUAAAAAUGUACAUGUUUGAAUUUGUGUUUUUCAUAAUAAAAUCUGAGCUGCUAUUCAC